Lodderomyces margitis is the source of this 1398-nucleotide messenger RNA. RefSeq lists its product as uncharacterized. Bases 1 to 1398 code for a protein of 465 amino acids. NCBI's taxonomy places the organism in Eukaryota, Fungi, Ascomycota, Pichiomycetes, Serinales, Debaryomycetaceae. The record is from RefSeq and is a predicted model, not a curated record. Gene Ontology annotation, molecular function: 3'-5'-RNA exonuclease activity. The transcript has a single exon.
AUGCCUAGCUCUCCCAAGUCCAGAUUCAAGCUUAUUGUGUUGGCAACCUUCACAGCUUUGAUUCUACUUUAUUACGUCAAGUCUCAAAAGUCAUUAUUACCAAAGAACGACCCAAUAGGUAAUUUGAGGUUUGACUAUGAUUCAUACAGGUCUCUGCAGCAGCAACAGCAGCAACAGCAGCAACAGCAGCAACAGAAAGCUGUACUGCAGGAUUCUGAGUCACUGAGUUCACUCAGUAGACCAACACCAACAUCAACACUAAUAAAUGAUCCAAAAAAUCCUAAAAAGUUUCUAGGUGAAAUCAAUGCAGUUCCACCGCUGGAGGUUGCACCAAUAUUGCCAGGCCAAAAGGAUCUACUAGGGGUUCCACCGCCAAAUUUAUUCCUCAACACCAUCACUAAACCCGAACCACCGAUUCCAAAAGUUUCGUUGCAACCUUUGGCUAAUACUUAUAUCAAGCCACUAAAGUUCAGGAUUUACUCACAUAAUGUUAAAAAUGGCGGAACGCAUGAAUUAAUUCCAGGUGAGCUUUCCUGGGAAGAAAGAGUCAAGGACAUUACCUCGUCCAUGAAGUUCCAUGCGACAGAAUCGACAAUCUUUACUUUGCAAGAGCUCUAUAAAUACCAAAUAUUGGAUAUUAUUGCUCAAUUAAACAAGUUCGAUAAGCAAUGGACCUUUUAUGGUGCUGGAAGAAUCAAUGGAGACGAAUUGGGGGAGUCUGUCCCCAUCAUAUACAAUUCAAACCAAUGGGAAUUACUUUAUAAUGAUACGUUUUGGUUGAAUGGCAAAGACCUGCGCUCUUCCAUACCAGGCUGGGAUGCAGUGUAUACCAGAAUUGCAUCAGUGGUUACACUCUGUCAUAAGCAACUGAACAACAUCGUGAAUAUUUUUAAUACUCAUUUCGAUCAUAUUGGCAUAAGUGCCAAAACUGGAUCGGCAGACUUGAUUUUGAACAAAGUAGAUUAUCUUCUGAAAUGGAGUGAGAAUAAGUGGCCCAGUUUUAUUGCCGGCGAUUUCAAUGCUGAGCCCAAUGAAGCCUGUAUUAAGCAAAUAAAGGAAGUAAUGGUUAACAGUGUUGAUUUGGCCACGGUGGGAAAUAUGUUUGGGCAUACAAAGUCUAGCGUUACCGGUUUUGAAGGUGAGGUGUUACGAGAUGGUGGUCAAAACAUUGACUAUAUUUUUGCUCCCAAAUAUACAAAGAGAAUUGAUGAACUAGGAGGCACAAGCGCAGCAAGGAGUGUUUGUGACAAAAGUAUCAAAUCAAACGUCUUUGAAGAGAAGGCAGAAUUGGCAUUAGUUCAGUUUGGGAUGUUGCACUCAAAGUUUAACGGGCGUUAUAUGAGUGAUCAUCGCCCUAUAGUUGCUGACUUUGUCAUGAACCAUAAAUGCCAGGUGUAA